UUUCACUCGACUCAUAUAUGAGAACGCUUGGCGGGAAUACAGAGUAAAUAAGUCUAUUUCAUACCGCAAAUGUAAUAAAUAUAUAUGAAAAUUGGUUAGGUCAAUAGAAAUUUUUUGGAAAUAGUGCAUAAUAAUAUUAUAAUCAUCAUGAACAUGGAUAUGAGUAUGGAUAGAGGCGGUGGAUUUCUAAAUGAUACUCCAUCAUUCUCUGAAGAUAAAAACUUAAGAAGAGCACAAAAUAUUGUUCCUGUAAUGAUUGGUCAAAUCAUACGUUCUUCCGCGGAUUUCCAAAUUUGGGAGAUUCCAGUUCGUAUGCUUACAUUUAUUGGUAUAUUACGUAAAGUUAAUGAAUCUACCACAAAAAUCACAUAUGAUAUUGAAGAUGAAACAGGCGUAAUCACAACUGUUCGAUGGUUAGAAGUAAAUAAGACUAUACCAGAACCAACGUUAGAAAUAAACACUUAUGUUCGAGUAUAUGGUCUUCUACGUGAUCAAAAUGGUGUAAAGCAAGUCUUCAUAGUGCGUAUAUUACCUCUUGAAGAUCUUAAUGAGUUAACUAAUCACCUGUUAGAAGUCACUUAUACAACAGUGAAAGCAGAGCAAAUAUUUAAAGCAAAUAAUACACCUGCUUUUUCUGUUAAUGUGGAUGAUAAUUCCAUGUUUAAUAAUGAUUGCACUGGUAUGACUUCAGAGCAAGCUAUAGUAUUUAAAAUAAUACAAGCUAAAAAUGAUACUGAAUGUGGAAUUGAAAGAAACGAUAUUAAAGCUCUCGUACCAGAAAGGAUUUUACAAGAUGUUGAUCAAAUAAUCCAUUUCCUUACAUCCGAAGGCCAUAUAUAUACUACACGUACGGAUGACCAUUUUAAAGCAACUUAAGUAGAUACUAUAACAAUAUAUAUUAUAGUACUGUGGGACAUAUAAAAAAUAAUUACCUUUACAUUUAUAUAACUUAUAUAUUUCUGUGUUUAAUAUUGUAAAAUUAAUUUAAAAUGAUAAGUAUACUUCAGUUAAUCAAUAUUAAUUAAG
Messenger RNA from Vespula pensylvanica (western yellowjacket), 1026 nucleotides. RefSeq names its product replication protein A 32 kDa subunit-like. The transcript is spliced from 2 exons. Bases 148 to 876 code for a protein of 242 amino acids. Gene Ontology annotation, biological process: nucleotide-excision repair; DNA replication; double-strand break repair via homologous recombination. NCBI's taxonomy places the organism in Eukaryota, Metazoa, Arthropoda, Insecta, Hymenoptera, Vespidae. Gene Ontology annotation, cellular component: site of double-strand break; DNA replication factor A complex; chromosome, telomeric region. The record is from RefSeq and is a predicted model, not a curated record.